CUUGUCCCCCCCCCAGGUGCCACCACCCCCCUGCUCGCUGCCCACCCCUCACCGUGGAGUCCCUGCGGGCGCUGUCCCAGCUGCACUCCCCGCAGCGGCCGGGGGGAGGCGACAGCGGCCACCAGCACGGCGGCGACACCCGCAUGUGGCAGGAGGAGGACGAGUGCCUGGAUUUCUACGGCAUGCUGUCCCUGCACCGCCUCUUCGAGGUGGUGGCCGCGCAGCUGACCCCCAGCGACGUCACCGUGCUGUCCUUCCUGCUGGACGAGGCGCUGCGGGGAGGGGACAGUGACAAGGACGGGGACAGCAGCGGGGCGGCCCCGCGGGGCCGGGGGGCGCGCAGGGACCCCCGCGACGGGCUGGAGCUGCUGCUGGAGCUGGAGAGGAGGGGGCUGUGCCACGAGGGGGAUUUGGGGCAGCUGAGGCAGCUGCUGCGGCUGGUGACGCGGGACACCUGGGGACACUUUGGGGUCACCUUGGACAUCCGGCUGCGGGUGCGCGCCGAGUACUGCGAGCACGAGUGUGCUGGGCUAUACUGGGUUAGACUGGACAUCCGCCUGCGGGUCCGCGCCGAGCACUGCGAGCACGAGCGCGCUGGGUUAGACUGGGCUAGACUGGGUUACAUCCGUCUCCACGUCCGCGCCGAGUACUGCGAGCACGAGUGCGCUGGGUUAGACUGGACAUCCGUCUCCGCGUCCGCGCCGAGUACUGCGAGCACGAGCGCGCUGGGCUACAUCCGUCUCCGCGUCCGCGCCGAGUACUGCGAGCACGAGCGCGCUGGGCUGUACUGGACAUCCGUCUCCGCGUCCGCGCCGAGUACUGCGAGCACGAGCGCGCUGGGCUGUACUGGGUUAUACAGGGCUAUACUGGGUUAUACUGGGUUAGAGUGGUCCAUAGUGACGCAUACUGGUUCUAACUGGUCUGUACUGGUUCCAGACAUCCGUCUCCGCGUCCGCGCCGAGUACUGCGAGCACGAGCGCGCCCUGCGCCGCGGCGUGGCCUCCAGCCGCCCGCGGGGCCCGGGCCGCGCGCUGGACGUCUUCGGGCAGGCCAGCGGCGUGCUGAAAUCGCGGGACCUGGGCUCCAUCCUGUGCGACAUCAAGUUCUCGGAGCUCUCCUACCUGGAGGCCUUCUGGGGGGAUUACCUGAGCGGGGCGCUGCUCGAGGCCCUCAAGGGGGUCUUCCUGACCGAGGGGCUGCGGCGCGCCGUGGGCAGGGAGGACGUGCGGCUGCUGGUCAGCGUGGACCAGGACGACUACGAGCAGGGCCGGAUGGUCCAUACUGACAUCCGCCUGCGGGUGCGCGCCGAGUACUGCGAGCACGAGUGCGCUGGGUUAGACUGGGCUAGACUGGGUCAUACUGGGUCAUACUGGUCCAUAGUGACUCAUACUGUUCCAUACUGUUCCAAACUGGUCCACAUCCGUCUGCGCGUCCGCGCCGAGUACUGCGAGCACGAGCGCGCUGGGCUGUACUGG
Pyrgilauda ruficollis (rufous-necked snowfinch) is the source of this 1475-nucleotide messenger RNA. RefSeq lists its product as uncharacterized. Gene Ontology annotation, molecular function: protein binding; DNA binding. Gene Ontology annotation, cellular component: nucleolus. Gene Ontology annotation, biological process: extrinsic apoptotic signaling pathway via death domain receptors; apoptotic process; regulation of apoptotic process. The annotation marks the transcript as partial. The transcript has 9 exons. Lineage: Eukaryota; Metazoa; Chordata; Aves; Passeriformes; Passeridae. The record is from RefSeq and is a predicted model, not a curated record.